AUGUUUGAAGAUGAUCCACCACCACUGCCUUCAGCUCCAUCUGUCGAAAUUUCAUGUGACAGUACUUUUGCUGACUUAAACGAUCAUAAUCGGUUCACUGCUGUCGCGGAUGGUGAUUACGAUGGGAAUAAUGCAGAAUUUUGUUUACAUAUGUCAGCCAUACUUCAAAAUGAAUCAGAUUCCGAAUUUGUUAAUCCUGAGAUGGCAAAACUUCAGAAUGAAUCUGUGAAAGCAAUCAAAAUUCCAGAUCGCGCUCAGAAUCUUAUAAAAACUCUACCACAUAAUGAUUCUGAUGGAGAACAGAAUCUUCCAUCUCCUUCUUUACAGUCUCGAUCUCCUCAGUUUGCUCAAUUUUCUAAACCUGAAGGUUCACCACCUGAGAUUUCAGGACUUCCUGAGGACUUAGAUGUUAAGAGCUCCGUUAUGGCUCAUUCUGUUGAGGAAGAUGAGAUUACCAAUGAUGGGUCACACGAUAUGUCAGCUUUUAUAAAAAGGAGGAAGAAUUCGAUUUCAACAGAAAGUACGAAAGACGAGACGAAAGACAAUUCAGAUUUUCAGAAUAUCGGUUCGAUUGAUGAAAAUAAAAAAGGAGUAGUUGUGCAAAGUGCUUUGCAAAACGAUGAAGACGAUGAUGAGUUUGGUGAUUUCGGAAACUUUGCUAAAGUGGAGAAAACUCAGAAAAGUGAAAAUGACGAUUGGGCAGAUUUCGAAUCCUCUUCAUUACCUGAUUUUGAUAUAAAAAAUAAGUCGAUUGAAGCUGUCCCAUCUUCAGGAGCACAGUUGCACUUUAUCGCUGAAACUCCACUAUUACCGGCACUUCUAGAAAAUUUAUGCGAUGAUCAGCUAUGGACAACAGUCGCUAGAGAAAAGGAAAACAAUAAUGAACAUGAUAUUCCUGACAAUGGAGUAUAUGAAACGUUAAGCAAUGCAAUAAAUACAAAAGGCAAAGAUAGACCAGAUGCAAUAGUAUGGAUAGCAGUGAGCAUUAUUGAAGAAGCACUAGCACUAAAAUUACAGUGGCAUGAUUCAUUGAUCCGGAGUUGUUUUUUACAUUCAUUAGAUAUUGAUGCGAAUCAGACUAUUAUUCGAAACUCAGAUCUUCCUGUAUUUGCGCAACAGCUUGAAGAAAGUACAGUCCUUGCACCUGCGUCUGUGAUGAAAAGCUGCGAUGGAGUUACACUGAUGGAUGAAAAAAAUUCGUUUCCGCAGUCAAAUUCAACUGAUUUCUUGUCUCAUGAAGGUAUCGAAAGGUCUUCAGUCAGUCAGCAGACACCUUCAAGAUCCAUUACUGUUGAUUCAUUGGCCGUUCCACCAGUGCAGUUUGACUGGAAUAAUUCCGGUCUAACAAAUCCUCUCAAAACAGGAUCAUUAGGUAUAUCAUCUGCAUCACUAGACUUGGAUUUUUUGGAAUCGACAAAUAAUAAAGGUUUAACUGGUGAUGGUUCGCCAACCAUGCAGGUGUUUUCAACCCUGCAGAAGGAUCUGACUGCAUUUGGUCUAAAUUUGCCAGAUGAUGCCGGAAAGAGCAAAACUGAAAGAGGUGUUUCAAGCAACACAUCAAUUAUACUGGAUUGUAUGCUGAACAAAAAUGGUGAUAAACGAAAAUAUAUGCCAGCAAGCGAACUUUCACUUGAUGCUCGGGCUCUUCAUGACCAAUUACCGGAUCUGGACUAUAUGUUAUCCGAUGUUCUGCUUUUUCCCGUCAUCGAUCGUUAA
Molecule: messenger RNA, 1716 nt
Organism: Cercopithifilaria johnstoni
Lineage: Eukaryota; Metazoa; Nematoda; Chromadorea; Rhabditida; Onchocercidae
Source: the annotation of a GenBank genome assembly